CGGCUCCCUUCGCGGCCAGCGUGGAGAGCCAAGGGCAAGGGCCGGCGGAAGAGCUCGGGCGGGGGCCGAACGGGAAGACGAGUCGCUAGCGAGGAAAGAGCCGUGGCCGCGACUAGCGCGGUGCGGGGGGGCCGCGGCCGGCGCCGCUGAGAGCAAGGGCAGCGCUGGCUGAGGACUAGGAACCGACGCGCACGCAGCCGGGGCUGCGCAGGCAGGCGGGAGCGGCCGACGGAAGCCGGCGGGCCCCGGGAGUCCGCGCAGCCGCAGCUCGGCCGGACCAUGCGAGGGCGGCGCGCGAGCAGGACCCUCGCCUCCGCGCUGCUGCGCAGGCAGCCCCAGGCCGCGGGAGCCGGCGCGGCAGCGGCCGCUAACAGACCCUGCCCGGGGGCAGCCCUGAGCCGCUCCUCGGGCAGGCCGCAGCCCAAGGCCUUCGACCCGGCUGUGCUGGAGUUCCUGGUCUGCCCGCUCUCCAAGCAGCCGCUGAGGUACGAAGCAUCCACCAAUGAACUAAUUAACAAAGAGCUGGGCAUCGCGUAUCCGAUCAUUGAUGGCAUUCCUAAUAUGAUCCCUCAGGCCGCAAGGAUGAUUGAUAGAAAGGCCCAGGGUGAGGAACCGAAGCAAACCUAGAUAGCCGUUAUCAUUCAAAACAAAACCUGAAGACUAACCUACGCCCACAGUAACUGGGAAAGAAAGAUGUUUCUGUCACUGCCUACGCUAACUGUACUUGUUCCACUGUUGUCCUUAGCGGGUCUGUUUUAUUCAGCCAGUGUGGAUGAAAAGUUCCCAGAGGGCUGCACCAGCACAACCAGCUUGUGUUUCUACAGUCUGCUUCUUCCUAUUACCAUACCAGUUUACGUGUUCUUUCACCUUUGGACCUGGAUGGGUAUUAAACUUUUUAGACACAACUGAUAAGGCAAAAAGCUUGACAGGCACCACAAAAAUAGACUUGCCAACCUUGUGGCUGCUCGAAGAGAGCAAUAUAUCUUCACCUACCCACACCCUAAUAUUCCAUGCACUUGCAAUAGUCUCCUAGCAUAAGUGGUGGUCUUUAUUAAUCUCCCAAUGAUGCCUGAAAAUGUAACUUUCUGCACAAGCCUUGAUGCACAAUGGCCUCAUUACUGCUGAGAGAGAUAAUUAAACAACAUUUCUCUUUUUCCUCCUCCAUGUUAGCGUGUCCCCUCAAAACCUAUGGGUGUAUUGUAAGGCUAUGCUACUAGCCCGUCAAAGCUGUUGUGUCUCUUUGAAAAGAAUAAAUGUUGUGCACUGCUUGAGACGAAUUUUUUUAAAUAAGUUAUGGCGAGUUUCACUAUGCCUCUUUAAAUGAGCAGCACUGUAAUUCAGUAGUUGCCUUGCUGCUUUGAACUGAUGUCUGCAGUAGAAUGCAUUUGUCUUACUGUACUAUGGAAAUAAUGGAGUACAAUACAUCAAACCUUGUA
This is a messenger RNA of Dermochelys coriacea (leatherback sea turtle), 1436 nucleotides long. RefSeq names its product PIGY upstream open reading frame (gene PYURF). Lineage: Eukaryota; Metazoa; Chordata; Testudines; Dermochelyidae. The transcript has 2 exons. The record is from RefSeq and is a predicted model, not a curated record. Bases 280 to 627 code for a protein of 115 amino acids.